Molecule: messenger RNA, 2573 nt
Organism: Bufo bufo (common toad)
Lineage: Eukaryota; Metazoa; Chordata; Amphibia; Anura; Bufonidae
Gene: KLHL24
Product: kelch like family member 24
Exons: 9
Coding region: 371-2206 (611 amino acids)
Molecular function (GO): protein binding
Source: RefSeq, a predicted model, not a curated record
GUCAGUCCAUGCCACUCCUGACCCCGGCCUGUUACGUCUCACCAUGCACCUCCACAGUCACCUCUUGUCUUAUAUGGCUGACCAUUACUUCCAUGCAGUCUUGCUGCUCCUGAGUCAUGAACGGAUCACCUCGUUUGCCCCUUCUGAAGCUGAACUGUAUCUUAUGGCCUGGAGGAGCAAAGCAUCAACUGUCUGCCAGGACUCAGAUCACUAAUAGAUGCAGUCUUGAGAAGAUCACAGGGUUCCUGGUUUCGUCUAGGUGUGUGAAUGUGGAAGUCGUUUUAAAAACUGGGAGAGGCGGAGGAUUUUGGGUUAACUCAGGCAGAAGAAUAAUUCUUCCAAAGCUGUUGUGUAUCCUCACAACUGAACAAUGGUACUCAUAUUAGGACGCCGACUAAACAGAGAGGAGAGUGGAGUUCGUGAGUCUCCUGCAACUAAGAGAAAAGUCUUUGAGAUGGACCAAAAGUUGUCAGGCCACGAAGUGUUUGAUUUCAAUUCUGGUUCUUCCCAUUCUGAAAGUAUCCUGCAAGUCUUCAAUGAGUUUCGGGAGAACCGUUUGUUUACUGAUGUCAUCAUAUGUGUGGAAGGAAGAGAGUUCCCAUGUCACAGAGCUGUCCUCUCAGCCUGUAGCAGCUACUUCCGGGCCAUGUUCUGCAAUGAUCACAGAGAAAGCCGGGAGAUGUUGGUGGAAAUCAAUGGGAUCUUCUCUGAAGCUAUGGAUUGCUUUCUGCAGUAUGUCUAUACAGGGAAAGUCAAGAUCACAACUGAAAAUGUCCAGUAUCUUUUUGAAACCUCCAGCUUGUUCCAGAUCAGUGUGUUGCGUGACGCAUGCGCCAAAUUUUUGGAAGAGCAGCUUGACCCAUGCAAUUGCUUAGGAAUCCAACACUUCGCUGACACUCACUCACUGAAGACACUCUUCACCAAGUGUAAAAUGUAUGCACAGCAGUCAUUUGAAGUUGUUGUCCAGCAUGAAGAGUUUUUGGAGCUGGGAAAGGCUGAAGUCAUUGACUACAUCAGUAGUGAUGAUUUGGUUGUCAGCAAAGAAGAGUUUGUGUUUCAGGCUGUCAUGCGGUGGGUGUACCACCACGUAGAUGUCAGGAGACCUAUGUUGCAUGAACUCUUGACACAUGUUCGGCUACCUCUGCUGCAUCCUAAUUACUUUGUGCAAACCGUAGAAGUUGAUCAGAUAAUCCAGAACUCCCCAGAAUGCUACCAGCUGCUCCAUGAAGCCAGGAGAUAUCACAUACUCGGAAAUGAGAUGAUGUCACCACGGACCAGGCCACGCAGGUCUACUGGCUACUCUGAGGUCAUUGUGGUAGUCGGAGGUUGUGAACGUGUUGGAGGAUUUAAUCUUCCUUACACUGAAUGCUACGAUCCAGUGACCGGAGAGUGGAAAUCACUGGCAAAGCUUCCAGAAUUUACAAAGUCAGAAUAUGCAGUGUGUGCCUUAAGAAAUGACAUUCUUGUCUCAGGUGGGAGGAUCAAUAGUCGUGACGUAUGGAUCUAUAAUUCUCAGCUAAAUAUUUGGAUCAGAGUUGCCUCCUUGAACAAAGGAAGAUGGCGUCAUAAGAUGGCUGUCCUUCUAGGGAAGGUUUAUGUGGUUGGGGGAUAUGAUGGACAGAACAGGUUGAGCAGUGUUGAAUGCUACGAUUCAUUUUCUAAUCGGUGGACAGAUGUGGCUCCAUUAAAGGAGGCUGUGAGCUCGCCCGCCGUUACAAGCUGUCUUGGCAAACUAUUUGUGAUUGGAGGAGGACCAGAUGACAACACGUGUUCUGACAAGGUUCAGUGCUACGAUCCAGACACAAACUCUUGGUUACUACGCGCGACAAUUCCUAUAGCAAAGAGAUGUAUUACAGCGGUGUCCUUAAACAACCUCAUCUAUGUUGCCGGAGGGCUCACAAAGGCAAUUUACUGCUACGACCCCGUGGAAGAUUACUGGAUACAUGUGCAGAAUACAUUCAGCAGACAGGUGGUAGGGCCUUCUGAAUUGAACACAGUUCUCAAGGAGAACUGCGGUAUGUCUGUCUGCAAUGGAAAAAUCUUCAUACUUGGUGGACGAGGUGAGAAUGGAGAGGCGACAGACACCAUCUUAUGUUACGAUCCGGCAACCAGCAUCAUUACAGGGGUGGCAGCUAUGCCCAGACCAGUCUCGUACCACGGCUGUGUGACAAUUCACAGAUACAACGAGAAGCCCUUCAAAAUUUGACCAACUGGAGAAGAAGGGACUAAUACACGAACACAAUUAAAGGACACUUUACUAUCUGCAAACUGGUCAUUUAUUCAGUCCAUCGAAAAUGUUUGGGAUUCCGUCACGUGGUCUAAAAUGAAGCACCCAAGGGACCAUGUGCUUUCUUACCACAGGUGGGGUGUCGCCAGAGAGAAGCUGGAAGCCUACAUGUGAAAGUGUGGGGCGAGAAGAUGAUGGCGGUGCUUCUCAUAGAGUUGCAAACAAUCAGCAAUAGAUCGCACAUUUUUCAGAUUUUUUUGUCAUUCUUUUAAGUACGCCAAAUAGAUUUUGUGCGGCCAAUGCCUUAUUAUUUAUCGGCGUGGCGAAAGGACUAUCUGUAUUAUUU